This is a messenger RNA of Talaromyces rugulosus, 1659 nucleotides long. RefSeq lists its product as uncharacterized. Bases 1 to 1659 code for a protein of 552 amino acids. The transcript has 6 exons. The record is from RefSeq and is a predicted model, not a curated record. NCBI's taxonomy places the organism in Eukaryota, Fungi, Ascomycota, Eurotiomycetes, Eurotiales, Trichocomaceae. Gene Ontology annotation, cellular component: FACT complex; nucleus. Gene Ontology annotation, molecular function: histone binding; DNA binding; nucleosome binding.
AUGGGCUGGCGGCCAGCAGGCGGCGGCGAUACCUUCACAUUAGAUAGCAGCAAUAUUGGCGCUGCACAAUGGAGCCGGGCCGCCAAAGCAUACGAGCUGAAGAUUCUCUCGAGGACGUCCGGUGUUAUUCAACUUGAUGGAUUCGAACAAGAGGAUUUUGAACGACUGAGCAAGGCUUUCAAAGUUUGGUACGGUGUCGCAGUCGAACAGCGCGAGCACGCUCUUCGGGGCUGGAACUGGGGCAAGGCUGAAUUCACCAAGGCAGAGCUUGCAUUUAAUGUCCAGAAUCGUCCCGCCUUCGAGAUUCCAUACUCGGAGAUUUCAAACACAAACUUGGCUGGCAAAAACGAAGUCGCUGUGGAAUUCGCUCUGCCGACCGAUGAGAAGACAAACGGCCACAUCGAAGGAAGCACAAAGAACCGUGGUCGGAAGGCCGCUGCUGGAACCGACGAGCUAGUGGAAAUGAGAUUUUACAUCCCCGGAACCAUAUUAAAGAAGGAAAAAACCGAAGGGGACGACGUCAAGAAGGAGGGUAGUGGCGGAGAAGAAGAACCAGAGCAGGAAGAGGAGGGAGCCGAAGAACAGAAUGCUGCGAACCUCUUUUACGAAACUUUGAUGGACAAGGCUGAGAUUGGCGAUGUUGCAGGAGACACAUUCGCAACAUUCCUAGACGUCCUACAUCUUACUCCCAGAGGUCGUUUCGAUAUUGACAUGUACGAAUCAUCGUUCCGGUUACGUGGCAAGACAUACGACUACAAGAUCCAGUACUCGUCGAUAAAAAAAUUCUUCUUGUUGCCCAAGAACGAUGAGACACACACUCUCAUCGUCUUUGGCCUGGACCCACCACUUCGACAGGGCCAAACUCGGUAUCCAUUCCUCGUCAUGCAAUUAAAAUUGGACGAAGAAGUGAGCAUAGAACUUAACAUGACAGAGGAGCUGUUGAAAGAUCGCUACAAAGACAAGUUGGAACCUCGAUACGAGGAACCCAUUCACCAAGUCAUCACCAAGAUUUUCCGCGGCCUUGCGGGCAAGAAAGUCAUCAUGCCGUCAAAGGACUUCAUCAGUCACCAUGGUCACAGUGGAGUCAAAUGCUCUAUCAAAGCCAAUGAGGGUCUCUUGUACUUUUUGGACAAGAGUUUGAUGUUUGUUCCGAAACCGGCCACGUAUAUUCAGAUUGAAAACGUCUCGGUUGUCACCAUGUCGCGUGUUGGUGGUGCUAUUUCGGCUAGUCGCACUUUCGAUAUAACUAUCAGCUUGAAGGGUGGGCUUGGCGAGCACCAAUUCAGCAAUAUCAACCGCGAGGAACAACAACCUCUUGAGGAAUUUUUCAAGGCCAAGAACAUCCGUCUCAAAAAUGAAAUGGUCGACGAAUCUUCGGCCCUCAUCGCUGCAGCGCUCGACAACGACGACCUUUCUAGCGAAGAUGACGCCCGCCCGGACCGCGGCUCAGCCGAUGAAGACGAAGAAUCUGUAGAUGAAGAUUUCCGCGCAGAUUCUGACUCUGACGUUGCCGAAGAAUAUGACUCUGCGCACGAGAGCAGUGGCAGCGAAAGCGGCAGCGAUGCCGAAAUGGCCGAUGCCGAUGGUGACGAUGCAGCAGAAGGCGACGAUGGAGAGGAAGAAGAUCGACCCAAGAAAAAAUCCAAAGUUGGAAAAUAG